AUGUCCUCCGCUCAAAAGGAUCAAUCGGCCACUGGCCGAGGUGCUGCCCAGGCUCAAGCCAGCAGUAAUGACUACCGUAUCGUCCUGCCUCGUCUCCCAACUGGUAAGCUCGUCACCGAUUCCGUUUUUCUACAUGCUGACCUAACCGGACGCCCAUAUCGUGCUCAAGACUUCAGAGACGCUCUCCGGAAGAUUAUAGACUUGAGAGAAAUAAUCUCAAUAGGACAAUUCCAGAUGUCCCACGUCUGGAUGGUGACGUGCAAAUCGCCGUCUGCGAAAGCCAGAUUAGUGACCUGCGGUGAAUUUCUGGUUAAGUCUAAGAGAUGUGUUGUGAUUGAUCCGGAGCCAGCGGAGGUAAAGAUUAAGAUGCUAUGGCUUCCUGAACAUUUAGAGGAUGCUUACAUACGCGAGGCACUACAGACUUUCGGAAAAGUGCUGUCAAUAUCCAAGGAAAGCUGGAAAGUAUCAGAUAUGGAAGAAAUGCGAACUCUCAAUCGAGAUGUUGUUCUGUCACUUGCUGAUGGUGUCAGUGUCGCCGAUAUCCCACACUUACGGACAGUCUGCGGAAUACAAAGUCUUCUACUCAUCCCUGGAAGACCACCACUGUGCCUUCGCUGCCACAAAGUUGGUCACAUUCGCCGUCACUGUCGCACGCCUAGGUGCGACGAUUGCCGACGCUUUGGGCACACGACUGCAGACUGUGUAGUAACGUAUGCUGACAAGCUGCGACAUCGCACAAGGCCUUCAGAUGACGCACUGCAAGAACACAUCAUGGAUGUCACAGAGGUCCUAGAUGCAACGGGAGAUCUGCCAGCUGACACCAGCGAAGUUCCACCACCGGUCAGCGCAGAAGCUUGCGAGACUGCAUCGACUGAGAUCACAACGGCACAGUCUGAGCCUGUGGAAGAGGCAACAAAGAAGAGUCAAGAGCCAGAGACCGUUGAAGCAGUUAGCGGCGAACUCGCAAAAGAAGAUAUUCCAGUUGCAGAAACCACCACUGCUCAGCUACCGAACCAGUGUCCAACCCCUAUGGAGAACACACUCUCCAACAACACUUUGCUGAAGCGCCGUGCCUCGACAACCUCUGUGUCGAGUGAGGAGAACAGCACGCCUAAUGCUUCCAGACAACUGCGUCGCCGACGUUCACCCAAACAUAAAGAGAGGCACCGACGGUCAAGAUCUAGAAGGCCUGGUGUUGGCGGAGGAGAGGAAUCUCCUUCGUCCUCCGCGCCUGAUCUCACGCAGCAUUGACAAGAAACGGUGUGUAGGCAACAUGGCGCUCUCGCAGCAACUAUCUUUCGCAACACUUAAUGUACGAGGGCUUCGGUCCCGACAGAAGCAGUUGCAGCUACGCCGACUGUUAUCUAGCAAACGACUCGACUUUGUCGCCCUUCAGGAGACAAAGAUCGAAAUUGAUGAAGACACUGCAAGGGCAUUAGAGCCCUUUUUGUCCGAGUACAAUGUUUGUGUGUCUCAUGCAGUUGGGUUAUCGGCAGGUUGCUUUUUGUUUUUGAGGAAGACCCUUCCGUACACCGCAUUCACUUAUAAUGUAGACUCUGAAGGGCGGUGGAUAUGUUGUGAUAUUUUGU
Molecule: messenger RNA, 1589 nt
Organism: Dermacentor silvarum
Lineage: Eukaryota; Metazoa; Arthropoda; Arachnida; Ixodida; Ixodidae
Exons: 1
Coding region: 1-1251 (416 amino acids)
Molecular function (GO): zinc ion binding; nucleic acid binding
Source: RefSeq, a predicted model, not a curated record